GCCGCCGGGCCCCCCACCCCGCCCACCAUGGCCACGCCCCACACUCUGGCGGCAGGGGCGCCCGCACCCAGGAAGGCCACCCUCACACACCCGGGGAAGGCGAUCCUGGCAGGCGACACGGAAAUCUGCAUCACCUUCCCCACCAAGCACGUGAAGACGCAGCUGCAGCUGGACGAGUGCUUGCACCCGCCGCGCUACGAGGGCAUCGGGGACUGCGUGCGGUGGACGGUCCACAACCAUGGCGUACCGGGCCUGUACCGCGGCCUCAUCUCCUUGCUCUACGGCUCCAUCCCAAAGGCGGCCGUCCGGUUCGGGAUGUUCGAGUUUCUCAGCAACCACAUGCGGGACGCCCAGGGACGGCUAGACAGCACACGCGGGCUGCUGUGCGGCCUGGGCGCCGGUGUGGCAGAUGCCAUGGUGGUCGUGUGCCCCAUGGAGACCAUCAAGGUGAAGUUAAUCCAUGACCAGACCUACCCCAGCCCCAAAUACAGAGGAUUCUUCCACGGGGUCAGGGAGAUCGUUUGGGAACAAGGGCUGAAAGGGACCUACCAGGGCAUCGUGGCCACUGUGCUGAAGCAGGGAUCCAACCAGGCCAUUCUCUUCUUUGUCGUGACCUCCUUGCACAACUGGUACCAAGGGGACAACCCCAACAAGCCCCUAUGAACCCUUCUGAUCGCUGGUGUGUUUGGUGCCAUCACAGGCACAGCCAGUGUCUGUGGUAACACUCUGGACGUGAUCAAGACCCGGAUGCAGGGCCUGGAGGCGCAUAAGUACCACACAACGUGGGGCCGCGGCCUGCAGAUCCUGAGGAACGAGGGCCCCAAGGCGUUCUACAAGGGCACCGUCCCCUGCCUGGGCCGGGUGUGCCUGGACGUGGACAUCGUGUUUGUCAUCUACGACGAGGUGGUGAAGCUGCUUAACAAAGUGUGGAAGACGGACUGA
Globicephala melas (long-finned pilot whale) is the source of this 942-nucleotide messenger RNA. NCBI's taxonomy places the organism in Eukaryota, Metazoa, Chordata, Mammalia, Artiodactyla, Delphinidae. The record is from RefSeq and is a predicted model, not a curated record.